AUGGCGGAGGCCGGGGCGCAGACGCGGCAAUAUGCCGUGCAGCUGGCGGGAGCUGGAGGAACGAUUACGGGAUCGUUGAGGGUCACGCCAGCGGGAAUGCAGUGGAAGAGCAAGGAGGGGGGCAAGACGGUCACAGUCCUCAAGGCGGAUGUGCAGGGGCUGCACUGGACCAACGUGGGACGGAGCUGCAUGCUGAUCGUCGGGGCGAAGGCCAAGGGGCAGGAUACGCCGAAGUCGUACAUCUUCACUGGCUUCCGCGCCACGGACGCGGAUUCCUUGCGCACGGCGGCAAAGGAGCUGUACGAGAGGGACGUGCAGGUGGGGGAGAUCAGCAUCACCGGCAGGAACUGGGGCGCGCUGAAGAUCGAUGGGGCGUCCCUGCGGUACCACGUCGAUGACAAGCUGGCCAUCGCGCUCAACCUGCCAGACGUCAGUCAGGUGCAGCUCAACAACAAGACGGACGUCAUGGUGGAGUUCCCCCAGGACGACACGGCCGGCAACGACGACGCGCUGAUGGACAUGACCUUCUUCAUCCCGGCAACGAACGAGGACCUCGGCGACCCGGCCGACAUGGACGAGGAUGGGCCCGCCAAGGUGGUGUACUCGUCUGUCAAGGAGAUCGCCGACAUCGACGAGGGAGAGGCGAAUGCCGUGGCAUCCUUCGGGGAGGUGUCCGUCAUCGUGCCCAGGGGCAAGUUCACGGUCGAGAUGCACAUGGGUCUCAUCAAGCUGUUGGGCCAGGCGCAGGACUUCGUCAUCCGGUACAACUCCAUCGCGAGGUGCUUCGUGCUUCCGAAAGCACAGACGCCGCACACCAUCGUGGCGAUCUCGCUCGACCCGCCGAUCAGGAAGGGACAAACGUACUACCAGCACAUCCUGCUCCAGUUCCCGUCAGACGAGGAAGUGGAGGUGCCGGAGCUCAACUUGACGCCGGAGCAGUUCGAACAGAAGAACAAGAAAUGCGGCGGCAAGCUGGAGAAGUCGUACAGCGGGCUGGCGUUCGACGUCUUCGCCAAGCUGAUGCGCGGGCUGGCUGGCGCGAAGCUCACUCGGCCUGGCAAAUUCCGCACCGCUCAGGACGACGCGUACGCUGUGCGGUGCAGCUACAAGGCGGACGACGGCUACUUGUACCCGCUCGAGCGCGCAUUCUUCUACGUGCACAAGCCGCCUAUGCUGAUUCCCCAUGACGACAUCAGCUCCGUCAUGUUUGAAAGAAAGGGCGAAGGGGUGAGCACGAAGACCUUCGACCUGACCGUCAUCACGAAGCAGGAUGCAGAGCACCAGUUCCGUGGCAUCGCUCGCGAAGAGUGGCACAACCUCCUCGAGUUCAUCCAGGCCAAGAAGCUCAAGAUUGGGAACCUCAGGGAGGCUCAAGCCGGCCCGGGUGGGGCCAGGGGCACCAUGGCGACUCUUCAGGCGAUGGAGGGCGAUGUCGACCACGCGGCUGAGCUGUUCCGCACCGAUGACCUCGAGUCGGAAGACGACGAAGACUUCGACGCGGGCGAGGAAGGGGAGCCGUCGGACGACGACGACUCCAGCCUGUCGGAGGGCGGUGACGAAGAGCCCGGCGAGCCCAAGGAAAAGAAGGAGAAGAAGAAGAAGAAGCGGCCGGUGAAGGAGGCGGAGGAGGAAGCCCCGAAGAAAAAGAAGCGCGCCAAGAAGGACCCGAACGCUCCCAAGCGCAACAUGUCGGCGUACCUGUACUACUCAGCGGAGAUGCGCGACAAGCUCGACGUCGAGAAGCCGGGGCUCUCGCUGACGGAGAAGGCCAAGCUCAUCGGGGCGCGCUGGAAGGAGCUGAAGCCGGAGGACAAGGAGCCGUACGAGGACAAGGCGCGCAAGGACAAGGAGCGGUACGAGGCCGAGAUGCAGGAGUACCGCGCCGGCACGUUCAAGCCCGCGGGGGCGACCGCUGACGGCGACACCAAGGUGAAGGAGGAGCCGGCCGACGCGCCGCAGGUCAAGCCGGAGGAGCCCGCGGAGGAAGAGGAGAAGCCGGCGGUGUAG
Molecule: messenger RNA, 2007 nt
Organism: Pedinophyceae sp. YPF-701
Lineage: Eukaryota; Viridiplantae; Chlorophyta; Pedinophyceae
Source: the annotation of a GenBank genome assembly